CGCCGAGCGCGCUCAGUCGCGGAAUAACCAUCGUUGAAUCUGUCACGAGCUACCUAUAGUUUCUAUCUCUUUCUCUUCUCCUUCCAAAAUUCUCUCCUAUAUCCUUCUCUCCUUUCCUUAUACUCUUUCUCGCUCAUCCUUUCUCCCUUCUCCUCGUUCGCCAGCCUUCCUCUCCGACCAAUUGUUACGAGUCAGCUGUGACACAUCGCGCUCGCUCGCAAUAAAGGAUCGGCGACAAGAAGCGAACAGAGACGAUCCGGCUGGCAACGAGAACGUAUCUUCGCUGUGCGUGUGUUGAGUAGAGUGAGGUACGUCGCCCUCCCAAAGUACACGUGCAUGUGUACGUACACGCUGUAGCGACUUUACUAUAUAUAUAUAUUUCAGUGCGUGGGUGCGCUGUGUUACAGUCGCGUUACGCUCGAUUUAUUUAUCCCCCCGUAAGUGUCGCCGUUCUGAAGAUAACAUGAGGUUGACUACGUAUACUGCCAUAGUAUUAUUCCUCGGUUUUGUUGCAUGUAUACAUUCGCAAGAAGAUAUAUCUACCGACGAAGUACUGAAACAAGUUGGCCAAGUGAUUGGCAACAAUACCGAACUGAACAAUCUGAAUACAUCAGCACUGCCAAGCAUGGAGGAGGCGAAGAAUCUCUUUAAGGAGAAAUGUACGAAGAACGGCGGACCAGGUGCAUUCGAAAAUGCACAGCAAGCACAGCUGAAUAUGGUGCAAUGUCUUCAAUCGCUCAUCAACAUCACGGAACUUCAGGCAGAGAUGGAGAAGUACAAGCCGACCGGUGAUCUGGACAUAGUGUUUAAGAAUUAUUGCAACAAACGCUCCAUUUUGCGUGCUUGCGUCAACAAUUUCACCGACACGGUGGAACAUUGUCUGGAUGAGAAGGAAAGAGAAAACAAGAAGAUUGUGCUGAACAUCACCGACUCGUUGUUAGAGUUUAUUUGCUACAAAGAGGGAGAUCGCAUUGCCCUUUUCAUAUCGGCCGGAGGACCGGAAUGUUUUCAAUCUAAACAGAACGCGAUUCAAGAUUGUGCCAAUAAUACAUAUGGUGGUUACAUACCAAAAACUGAUCCCUCUAAUAAUUUGAUCGGACUGGAAAGUUUGCCGUCACUGACUUUCGGCAACAGAGAAUGCAGGGAUAUGAACAGCCUUCAAGCCUGCGUUGUGGCAGAAUUGGAAAAGUGUCCAGAUCCAACACCUGCAAACAUAAUGGAUUCCAUAUUUAAUUUCGUUAAAAGAGUAACACCCUGCGAAAAUAUACUCAACGCGCAAAGCGCGGCCGCCACCGGUUCAAUGUCAACAUCCAGUGCCUCGAGCCUGGCAAGCACUCUUUCCACCUUAGCAAUCAUUCCAUUCAUCGUAGCAAGCUAUAGUAAUUUCAUUUCUGUAACAAUGUAAACAUAUACAUUAUAAAAUUUUAAAGUAUAAUCCAAAUAGAUGUCGAUGCGACAAAAAAAAAUGUGAUGAAAGUAUAAGGCGGAAUAUUUGUAUGAUGAGGAUUUACCCGCGAUGAGGAUUCACCCGGGAACAAAAAGCGUGCUGUUCUAAUAUAUAUAUUUUUUUUUUAUUAUAUAAAAAUGUUUUCUUUCAUUUUUUUUCUUUUUUUAUUAACGAAACAAAUUCUCAAUUUUUUUUUGCAGAGGUAUACUGUCUUUUACCUCAAAAAUAAUGUGUGAGAAUUAUUUAAGACGUUAAUUAAUUUAAAAUAUUCAAAUAAUAGCAAAUGACAAUUUUUAUUUUAUUGUUAAUUGAUUAGUUCCCGCGUAAAAUUCAAGUAUUUAAAAUUUAAAUGUUAAUUCCAUUUUUUACUAAAAAUGAUACAAUCAAAUCUUUUUUUUUUAUCUGCUACAUAUUAAAUUAUAUAUAAAUAAGUAUAUAAAAUAUAUAAAUAUUAAAUUGCUAUAUGUUGAAUAUAUGUUCGUUUGUGUUAUAGACAUAAUUAAUUUUAUUUAUACAUUAUAUUUAUAUAUCUACUCUCUUAGCCCUGUUAUUUGUUAUAUUGUGCAAAUAAAAGCAUAAUGAUGAUAUGAGGAAAUAUAACACCUUUCAAAAAAAAAAAAAAAAUUAAUUUUAAUGUACAUCUAAUAAAUUAUAUUACCAAUAUUGUGUUUAAUAGGAGUACAAUAUGUUUAAUAUAAUACAUUUUUUAUAUUUUGUACUUGUUACAGUUAGGUGUUAGGUAACUCCGCUUCAUAAGCAAAAUGCCAUUGUUGACAAUUUAGAUAAUGUGCAUUAUAAAAAAUUAUGACAAUUUGCUUACCCCAAAAAAAAAAAAGUAUAUAAAGUUAUAUACUUUACAUGCAGGAUAAUAAAUUAUGCGUAAGUUAUAUAUGGGGUUCACAGUUUUUUACAACUUUGUACAAUCAAAAGAUGAAACAGUAUUGUGCUCUUAGAAUUAACAAAAUUGACAUGAUGUUUGAUACUGGUAAUGCAUAAAUAUAUGGGUAUUCAUUUUAUUAAUGUAAAUGUAAGUAACGCAUAAGUUACGGCAAAUGUAUCUUAAUGUUAUAGUUUAAGUACCAAAGUCCUUUCAUUUAUAAUGACAUAUCUCUUUAAAACAAUAAAUUAAUAAAUUCAGUAUAUUAUUUACAAACAA
Cataglyphis hispanica is the source of this 2603-nucleotide messenger RNA. Its product is annotated as 27 kDa hemolymph protein-like. Lineage: Eukaryota; Metazoa; Arthropoda; Insecta; Hymenoptera; Formicidae. Bases 464 to 1405 code for a protein of 313 amino acids. The transcript has 4 exons. The record is from RefSeq and is a predicted model, not a curated record.